This is a messenger RNA of Schizosaccharomyces japonicus yFS275, 1314 nucleotides long. Its product is annotated as ubiquinol-cytochrome-c reductase complex core protein Qcr2. NCBI's taxonomy places the organism in Eukaryota, Fungi, Ascomycota, Schizosaccharomycetes, Schizosaccharomycetales, Schizosaccharomycetaceae. The transcript has a single exon. Gene Ontology annotation, molecular function: metal ion binding. Bases 1 to 1314 code for a protein of 437 amino acids. The record is from RefSeq and is a predicted model, not a curated record. Gene Ontology annotation, cellular component: mitochondrial inner membrane.
AUGUCUAUGUUAAAAGUUUUAAGGGCAAACUCGUUUCCACGACUUUGCGGUGGUCGUUUGGGUCAAAGGGCAAUCUCGUCGUUGACGUACGAACUUACAAAGAACGGACAAGUUUCAUUGCUUUCCCGUGAGUUUCCUGGCUACACGUCGACACUCUCUGUUGCAAUUGCAGCAGGCAGUCGGUACCAACCGAAUUACGGUGUUGCGCAUUUAUUGGAGAAGUAUUCGUAUAAGACUACGGAGAAACGGUCUGCUUUGCGAAUUGUGCGUGAGUCGGAGCUCUUAGGAGGUCACUUGGAAAGCAAGGUGACUCGUGAGCAUAUUAUACUCACAGCUCGUUUCUUGAACGAGUAUCUUGAUUACUACGCAGACAUGAUGUCGGAAGUGGUUGGACACCCAAAGUUUUUACCUCAUCAACUUGAGGAGGAAGUACUACCGCUUGCACGAAUGGAGUAUAGAUUGUUUGAGAAUAGUUUGCUUGAGCGUGCUAUGAGUCGUUUGCAUGAACUUGCGUUCGAACGCAGUUUGGCGUACCCUGUUUUCGUGCAACCCGGAGUGACGCCUACAAUUGAUGACGUUAAGUCGUUCGCUAAGAGCUCUUUUGUGAAAGAAAACAUGGUCGUCGUGUACUCAGGCAGCGAACCGGCUAAAGCAAAGGAGCUCUGUUCGCAAUACUUUGCUGACCUUCCUAAUGGUACUCACCAAAAAAUUGUUCCGCCCCAGCCUACGCAUAACGAGUCUCGAUUGGUUGCUCCAGGGACGUUCAACUACUUGCUAUUUGGCUAUCCUUACCUUGGUCCACCAUCCGUUGAUAUUUACGUACUUGAGAGCAUUUUGGGCGGCCACAGUAUGCUUAAGUGGAGCGAAGGCAGUUCCUUGCUUGCCAAAAUUGCCGUUCCCGUUCAACGUUCAAACUCAACAGCCGUAGCAAAAUUGUUUCAAUAUUCAGAUGCUGGUUUAUUGACUAUCACAGCGUCGUCUACAAGUCUUGCGGACUUGAAGCUUAUGGGUUCGCAAAUUGUCGCUACAAUGCGGAAGCUACCUGAGUUACUUACAGACGAUACCAUUAAGCGUGGUAUCGCUACAGCGAAAACCAACUUUUUGAGUAAAAUGGAGACCCCGUAUUUGGACUCUCAGUUGUUGAGUUGGAUGACUGGACCAAAGAAUUCUUGCAACGCAGAUGUCGUUGUGUCUGCUAUUGAGAAGGUCAGUCGUCAGAGCUUGCUUACUCUUAUUGAGCGUAUCAUCAAAACACCGCCGAGCUUUCUUUCCGUCGGAGCUUCAGAGAACUUGCCCUACUACAGCGAGCUUUAA